Mesocestoides corti is the source of this 3855-nucleotide messenger RNA. NCBI's taxonomy places the organism in Eukaryota, Metazoa, Platyhelminthes, Cestoda, Cyclophyllidea, Mesocestoididae. The record is from the annotation of a GenBank genome assembly.
UCACGGGAAGAGCGACAGAAGUGUACAACGGGACGCCUAAUAGGCGCUGUACCUCAAGUUCCAAGUGCUCCAGUUAAAGCAAUUCAAGAAAAAUCACGAUCCCUACACAAUCCUUUUGUGUGGGGCGGUACUCACGUAAUACCGAUCCGAAUGGAACAGUUGAAAGUUACCAAGAUCAUUAAUGAUAACCGAAUUUCAAUUAUUGCCGGUCCCCGAGGAUGCGGAAAAUCUACUCAAGUACCACAAAUACUACUUGAAGACUGCUAUUCACGUUCUCAACGUUGUCGGGCUAUUUGUACCCAACCCAGACGCUUGUCUGCUCACGCAAACGCUGAUCGUGUUGCAUACGAGAGAGGUGAGAUAGUUGGUCAAUCGGUUGGCUACCAAAUUCGAUUAGAGUCAAAGGUCUCCCCAAAAACGGUACUAACCUUUUGCACACAUGGCGUGUUACUACGUACAAUCUACGCUGACCCUACUCUUUUGAAUGCUACUACACAUAUUAUUGUGGAUGAAUUAGACGAAGAAGACUUAUUUUCUCGUCAACUCACCUUGGAGGGCCGAGAGAUCCCGCUUCCUAUUUCAACGGACCCAAGUAAACAUACCUGCAACCUUUUGCUCGGAACCCUUCACCGAAUUUUACCUCAGUACCCUCACCUCAAGCUUGUCCUAAUCGUCAAUUUAAAAGCAACUUCGUCAAUUCUUUCAGGUGGGCGUAAUCUUCAGUGGUCAACACACUUAGAAGACUCUGCUGAAACAUCUAGCUCAACCAUUUAUCGAAACAUCGAAAACCUCAUUUGGACCCUGUGGGAGAAUCUCGUCUUGCGGAAGACUUACCAAAAGAUGUACGAGGACACUUCUCCCGAUAUUGAUGCAAAGCCACUCAUUUCUGACUUACUUCAAUCGAUUUCUGUUGAAUGGAUUCCCGUGGACUACCGGCAUUCUGAAACGGGAAUAACCCCUUUAAUGUUGUUUUCGGCCGCGGGUCAAAUUGAAGUAGUAGAACGCUUGCUUAACUUUGGUGCGGAUGUUUUUGACCGAGUUCCACUUCCCAGAGCAGCGCUUCCCUCAGCAUUGGUUACCAUUGGCACGGACUUGGCUGCCCCCACGCAGUCUGUCCCAAUGGUUGGCGCAAACGCUUUUGAUCUGGCUCGUCUCUAUGGCCACGCACAUGUCGCUGACCUCCUUAAGUCAUACAUGGCCACACGCAGUCUCGAUAAUUCACUUGAUGACUGGGAAGGCAAUUUGUUGCGCUUUGGCUCAUGGUUCGCAAACCCAAUGAUCCAAAUGCCAAGCCUGUUACAGCCGACGAGGAACUCAACACUAGAGCAAAAUUAUGAGGUCUGGAAGGAAAAUUACCUUGGCGGGUUAGCAAAGAACCGACUGUACCAGGUUGCUCGCAAUUGGACUGGCGCUGGCUCGACGAUUGAUUUUGAGCUGCUUUCACAACUUAUUUUUAAAAUGGACGCUGUUUUGGAGCCAGGUGGGGGUAUUUAUUUCUUUAACCUACAUGACUUUAGGUGGGAUCCUCGUAUUUUUACCGUCUUACGAAGCGAUCGUCACACUAAAGGAGCAUUUGUCCACUUCUUCUAUGACUCAAGGUUUAAACAGGUAAGGUUUUUUGAACAAUCCGUGGGCAGGCGAUGGUGGGUCUUUGUUCUUCAUUUCCAAAUGCUUGUUGCGGAUUUAAAGCAAACAUUUCUGCAACCACCACCUGGUAUUCGCAAAAUAGUUUUAACGACAGACAUUGCUGAGAACAUUGUCACCAUUGGUGAUAUCGCCUACGUUAUUGACACAGGCCUUAUUAUGAAAGAAAUCUGCCUUCAAGCAAAAUUACUCACCCCACCAGGAGAAGAUAUAGGAUUCUGCUUUAAAUCACUCCCACGCUUACCCAACCCUCUUGCACUGGAACAAAGCAUCAGAGGUUUGAAUGUUAUUGAUGCAGUGGACGAAUCCGGUUAUUUAACAGAGCUAGGUUCGCAUAUAUGUGCCCUGCCACUCCCUCCACGAUAUUCAAAAAUGGUGCUAGUAAGCAUUGCAUUAAAGUGCGUUGAUCCUGUUCUGACAAUCGCAUGCAUUCUGGCAUGCGAAAACCCAUUUAGAAUUCCAACUACCGCCAAGGAGCGGAAAGAGGCCCAAGUAGCAAGAAAAAAAUUUUCUGCAGACUCACUUAGUGACCAUAUGGUUUUGCUACGGGCUUUCCAGUUUUGGCAAAAAGCUAGAUUUGAAGGUUGGGAACAAAGUUUCUGCCGGAAGAAUUACAUUUCGGCUGCUGUUUUCGACAUUGUCACUACAGUAAGAACCCAACUGCUAGGUCAGUUGCGAGCCUCGGGCUUCGUGAAAGCACGAGGGAGCGGGGACAUCCGUGACCUGAAUACAUACUCGGAAAAUUGGGCAGUAGUAAAGGCUGCACUGGUUGCUGGCAUGUAUGACAAUUUGGCGCAUACCGAUCCUGAAUCAGGGAAUCUUAUAGUUGCUGAGUCAUCAUACAAAAGUUCUGCAGAAGGGGAAACCGAAUCCCACAAUAUGGUACAUCCAAGCCCUCUAUCAGUUCUAACAACAAACCCUGUUGACAGCUCCCCGGUGGAUCUCAAGAAGCUCCCCCCUCAUUGGCUUGUCUAUGACAGGCUGAUUGGUCAUUGUUGUUUGAAGAAGGAUGGAAAGUCCCGAGACAAUUAUGAUAGGCAAGGAAAAAAUUAUAAUCUGAAAAGGACUAAAGGGCGAGGAAAGAUGUCUGAAGGACUAAAGAGGAAGUUGCUGCAUUGUGUAACCGUCGUCUCACCCUUUACUACUGCGCUUGUUGCCGGACCUAUUCGUUCCGCAAUUAUCUGCACUUCAAGCAAAGAUAACGUGUACGAUUCCAGACAAGCGGACGAGAAUGUCUUAGGCAAAGAAACUGGAAGAGGAAAGGCUGGGUUUCCUACGCAACUUGAGAUUGAUUGCACUGCGAACAACCCCAAUAAAAGAGCCCCAUAUUUUGAAGCUAUUGUAAAACCAGGGUCAGGUGACAAGCCCACGCAACUUCAAGAGACGUCAUCAGGCAAACAUCAGGCAUUAAAUGGAAAGCUCAAACGGAAACCCACUGUUACACUUCGCUUUGACGGAGCCAACGGUAUUCUCGUCUUUGACUGUGAAGUAGAAGUGGCCCGAUUGCUAAGUGAUCUCAGGCAAAAGUGGUGCUCGCUACUACUCCGUAGACUUAGAAACCCUGGAAAACCGUGUCAACAACAGGACGAGGCCAUACUCUCAACAAUUGUGGCAGUGCUAUCAGCGGAGGAACAGGUUUUGGGCCUUAGACAGCCAACAGGUGUUGGUGCACGACCACGUCCCAUGGCCACCGAGCUUUGCAACCAAAACGACACAAACACGAGUGCGACUGCCCCUGGUAAUACUCAUGUCCUCACAACAGAGAACCGACCAGGAAAUACUAUUGUCCACGCGAAUUUAAUGCCAAUGUUGGAAACCUGCCUUUCAACCAACCGCUUUUCACGAGGUGAGCGUGAAGGAAGAAUAGUAAGGAAUUUUAGUGAAGGUGAUGGGGAUGGUAAUAGCCCCGACCAGCUGCAUUGUAACAGCGCGGACCUUGUUAUGACCAAAUGCCGGGCGAAGAUGUGGGGCGAUGGAAUAACCGACCCCUUCACUCAAGCAAGAAUUGAAAACCAGAAGAAUCGAUGGGACUCAUGUUGUGGCACCACCAACCUCGUCCAGACUGGAAACAAGAUGGGUCCCACAUCCCGAGAUGGGACUGAAACACACACAUUAACAACCUCUGGCCCUUCUACCAACAACGCAAUUUUCGGGAACCCUGGUUUGAUUAUUUCCAACAUUCCGUUUGAAUCACUGCAGCCUCUAGGAUAA